UAUCCGUAUUUGUAACGUUUCCUGUUUUAUAUAUACCCUUUUUGUGUUCUCUGUAUAUAUAUGACUCUAUCAUUGUGAACCAAAAAAAGGGAGAAACUAUGUCAGAAAGCUUCUCUCCCAUCUCUCUCGUUUAGAUCUCUGAAGUGCUGUUGUUUUCUCGGAGUUUACAAAACCUGAGCUUUGCACUCCAGGAGAUUGAUUUUCUACAAACACAACCCAGAUGGCGUCUCAGGUCUUGGUGGAGGAGAAGUCAUGUGUCAGAAUAUUCACACUAAGCAGACCCCAGCAAUUGAAUGCUCUUUCCUUCCCCAUGCUUUCUCGGCUGCUGGAAUUGUUCCUUGCAUUUGAAGAGGACCCUAACGUGAAACUCGUCAUCCUCAAGGGACAAGGAAGAGCGUUUUGUUCAGGCGGCGAUGUUGCAGCUGGUUUUCCCGAUAUUAGACGGGGGGGUCACUGGAGGCCAGUUGCAGAUUUCAUGUAUAAGCUAUACGUAACGAGUUAUGUCAUAGCAACAAAUAGCAAACCACAGAUCUCGAUUCUAAAUGGUAUUGUCAUGGGAGGUGGCGUUGGCAUCUCGGUACAUGGUAGAUUUCGUAUCGUGACUGAGAACACGGUCUUUUCCAUGCCCGAGACUUUUCUUGGACACUUUCCAGAUGUGGGUGCCUCAUACUUCUUGUCAAGGCUCCCUGGAUCUUUUGGAGAGUAUAUUGGCCUGACAGGGACAAAGCUAGAUGGCGCCGAGACGCUUGCCUGUGGACUCGCGACCCAUUUCGUCCCUUCAUCUAGAUUAGAUGCAUUAGAAGCAGAUCUUUGCAGGGCAAGUGCAACAGAUGCAGCCUCCAUUUCAGAAAUUAUCAACGCAUAUUCUCAGAAGCCCUGUCUGAAAGAAUCGAGUGCUUACCACCGGUUGGAAGUCAUCGACAAAUGUUUUUCGAGACAAACCGUCGAAGAAAUUUUAUAUUCACUUGAGAGGGAGGCUGCUCGUGAAGCAGAUGAUUGGGUCUCGACCGCAGUUCUUGCACUGAAGAAGGCCUCUCCGACAGGCCUUAAGAUUGCUCUUAGAUCUAUAAGAGAAGGGCGGAUGCAAGGGGUUGGGCAGUGCCUUAUCCGCGAGUUUAGGAUGAUUUGUCAUGUAGUUAAGGGAGAUAUCAGCAAGGAUCAUUUCGAGGGGAUAAGGGCAAUAUUGAUAGAUAAGGAUAAGAACCCCAAGUGGAACCCGUCGAGACUGGAGGACGUGACAGAGAGCAUGGUCGAGCAUUACUUCCAGGCAGUGACGGAGGAUGGAUGGACGGAUUUAAAGCUUCCACCGCGACCUAACUUGCCCGCUUCAUCAACCUCAAAGCUGUGA
Messenger RNA from Tarenaya hassleriana, 1348 nucleotides. Its product is annotated as 3-hydroxyisobutyryl-CoA hydrolase 1-like. Gene Ontology annotation, molecular function: 3-hydroxyisobutyryl-CoA hydrolase activity. Gene Ontology annotation, biological process: L-valine catabolic process. Bases 221 to 1348 code for a protein of 375 amino acids. The record is from RefSeq and is a predicted model, not a curated record. Lineage: Eukaryota; Viridiplantae; Streptophyta; Magnoliopsida; Brassicales; Cleomaceae. The transcript is spliced from 15 exons.